Poecilia latipinna (sailfin molly) is the source of this 836-nucleotide messenger RNA. Its product is annotated as tetratricopeptide repeat protein 28-like. Bases 291 to 836 code for a protein of 181 amino acids. The record is from RefSeq and is a predicted model, not a curated record. NCBI's taxonomy places the organism in Eukaryota, Metazoa, Chordata, Actinopteri, Cyprinodontiformes, Poeciliidae. The transcript has 3 exons. Gene Ontology annotation, molecular function: Hsp90 protein binding.
AGGAAAGGAAAAAAAAAAGGAAAAAGAUUUGACAACAUGGCGCACUUUCCUUGACGAAAGUUUCUCCUGAACAGCGUAUGCAGCUCAGCUUUUCGUGGACUUCAUUUGGCGCUUAUCGACCAUCUUCUACGACGUAAAGAGGACUUUCUUUGGACAAACUUUGAAGCACUUCUUGUUGCACACAGACACACGCAAACACACACACACACACAAACUCGACACUAAAUCUGCAGAGACUGGGAUGGGAUGAGACCGAUAAGCCGUUAUACAAACACAAGCAGUCAGCCAGGAUGGAGAAGCAAGCGACUCUGAAAGAAAAGUUUUCUGUCUUUGGUUCUCGGACAGCGGGAAGGCCCAUUCGGUGCGUUGCCGUGGACGACGGGUCGAGGAGUGCACUAAGCAAGGCUGAGUUCAUGGAGAAAGUGCGGCAGAGUAACGAGGCGUGUCAGAGGGGCGACUUCCAGGAGGCAGUGCAUUUGUACGGCGAUGCUUUGCAGGCCGACCCACAGAACUGCAUCCUGUACAGUAAUCGAUCAGCAGCGUUCCUCAAGCUGGGCCAGCACCAAGCAGCUCUGGAGGAUGCUGAAAAAGCCUGUGGCCUCAAUCCCAAGUGGCCAAAGUCCAUCUGCUCUGCCUGGAUGUUUAAUGAAGAAACAGGGAUUAAAUCACAGGAGUGUGCUGGCAUUCGGAUCCUGCGCGAGUACAUAAUAUCAUCAAUCAUACCUCCCCGCGACUGCACUCCUGCGCUGGCCCAUCAAACAGUGACAGGCGUGGCGCUGCCGCCCCGAGCACGAGCGAGCGGGCCCACCCUCCUGAAGCCCACAGCCAGCCUGUAA